CGUCGUCCGCGUGCAGAAGGCGGCAGCUGCGUGUUGGACCGCCGGCAACAGCUGCGCGCGUGCCUUCUCCUCGUCUGUUCCACAGCGCGAUCCAGCCGCGUUCUGGACACGCCCUUCAGUAGCGGAGGAGGGCCAGUGACUGCAGAUGAUCGAAUGGGCAAGGAUUGGCAGAUAUACAGCAAUGACUUUGUCGCUUCAUAUGUAGGAAUAUGUCAUUGAUGAAGAGCGUGUAGCGCUCUAAGUGGGCGACACUGAAAACAGACAUGAAAAUACUAUCACUGUGGUAGUGUAACUCGGCGAACAUUUUGGAUAUGAUUCUAUCAUUCAUGAGUGCGAAUGUUGAGAAUGUCGUGUAACUUGUGCUGACGUUCCAAGUCGCCUCGCACCGUGGUGGUGACCCCAGAGAUUCCCAAAGGCGGACGGUGAGGUGGGAGUUGCAUGUGACGGGGCGGCGCAUGCGCACGAGCCCGCGCGCGAUGGGCUUGAGACAGGCGCUAUUGGCGACGGUCGCGUCUGCGGCGCUGCUGGUCUACAUCUGCGCCUACUACGUGUCGGACACGCACCCGCUGCCGGGGCACCGGCUGCCGCGCGACGUGGUCUUCUGGCAGGACGAUGAAGCGGCGGCGAAGGCGCCCUACGUGUACCGCUUCUCCAGCUACAACGACCACUUCCCGGGCGUCGCGCUGUCCGAGGUGAGCGUUCAGUGCCUGCCGCGAGGCGCCGCCACAGUGCGCUCUGGCGGCCGCCUCGGGAACCUCAUCAUGGAGUUUGCCUCCCUGUGGACGGCUGCGCGCCUCUACAACCUCACCGCCUUCAUCCCGGCGCAGCUGCGCGGUCGCCUCCGCCAGUUGUUCGAGCCGUUCGGAGUGCCAGAGACGUACGAGUUCCUGUCGCAGUCUGGGUGCCCCGAAGAUACGUUGGAGGAGGUGGACCAGCGCGUCUUCAAGGUCGACCUGGAGAGGCGGCCGCUGGCAGAGGUCGUCGCGCGGGCUAAGGAGCUGCACUUGCCCAUCGUCUUCGAGAUAUGCAUUAUCCUGCCGGAGACGAUAGUUCCGCUGGCCGCCGAAGUGCGACGCCACUUCCGGUACCAGCCGAGGCUGCGCAAGUACGCUGACAACAAGCUGCGGUCGCUCAGGAGGAGCGUCGUCAAGGCCAAUCCCGACGUCAAGGAGGUGGUGUUUGCGGGCGUGCACGUGCGGCGCACCGACUACGGGGACCAGCUGCAACUGCUCUACAACACGGACCAGCAGGCGGACGAGCGCUACUACGGCCGUGCCGCCCUGUGGCUCCAGUCCACGGUGGUGCCGCCGGGUGGAGAGCUGGUGCUGGUGGUGGCGUCGGACGACCCAGACUGGGUGCAGGACGUGCUGCUGCCCCACCUGCGAGGCCUGGGCCUGCGCCACAGCUUCCUGGCAGGUGACGGCAUGUUGGAAGAGCCGGAGCGCGACCUGGUGCUACUGUCUGCCUGCAACCAUUCCAUCUUCGCCUACGGCACUUUCGGUCUCUGGUCGGCACUGAUGACCGGAGGCCGCGCUGCCGUCUACCAUCUGAACGAAGGAGACGCCGUGUCGCCCGCCAUGCAGUUUGCACAGCACAUUCCUGGCUGGGUCGCCAUUUCACAGUGAGGACCCCAAGAUGGCAGCCCUCACGGAUGGUUGGCAUGCCACCGCUAGAUCCACAACUGCACCAUCUCGCCUGUCAUACAGUUCUCCAAGCAUACGCUGGGCUGGGUUGCUGUCUCUUACUGAGAAAUCCAAUGCAGCGUCUUUGAGAGACAGUGGGUCCAUAGCAUUCUACAACCCGACACAUAGUUUGUGCAGCAUGUCCAUGUCCCUUAUUAGGUCGCCAUCUUCCACUGAGGUUCUCAAGAUGGAGGCCCUCAUGGCCAACCACAGAAACACUUUCAUGUAGUACAUGCAGCACAUUCCUGGUAGGAUUGCCAUUGAGGAACGAAAGAUGGCUGCCAAAUGGGUAGUCCAUUGUUGCACAGUAUUGCAUCGGGUGAGACGUGACUCUUACGAUCGUGAGACUCUGAAGAUGAUGCAGUCUCGUGCUCCAGUUUAUAUGGCAGUGACAAUUAAACACAAGUGCAGAUAUUACAGCUAAAGUUCAAUGCCGCAUUAACAUCACCAUUCUACGACUCAGAUUUUCUCUCUGUGUUGCAACCACCUGAUGUAUUAUUGUUUCACACUUGCUAAAAUAGUCCAGGCUUUUGUGCUGUGAUCAAACGAAUUUUUUCGAGAAAUUCAUUCAAACAGGGAACCCCACAAUACUUUACUAUGUGUGACAUUUUAACUGUGAAAGUUUAAAUUUUACGAUGUUUGUUGUUUAUAUUUUCACCAUAUUUUUUUAUUUUCACCAUAAGGAAAACGGUGGCCAUUUUGAAGACUCAUUCUUUUCUCUGACACGUUCAACAGUAAUUUUACUGCUGUGAAGCAAAACGUACACCUUCUCAAAUGUGGAUCACCACAGUAUUUUCUAUUUAUGGUCUAUUGGUAUAUCACUGCUUUUUUCUGAGGUGAGAGCAGAUUUACUGACCUGUUAGCAAUGGAAUGCACAGUUUGAUGCUUGGCCAUUUUACGUACACACAACAUUGUCAGAGGUGAAGAUAGUUCUAAAUUUCAGAUAAAUGGUUGGUUAACCGGAAAUAAGCAAGUUUAAUUAUUAUUUGUAGCUCGCCUGAGCAAAGUGUGCGCAUAGGAUGAGGGCAGCAAUGUACUGUUUUUUGAUCCAAAAGAACUUCUUUUGCAGUGGCGUUCGACUUAGAGGUAGCCUGUUCGAAUCUUAGUAGUGAAGAACUUUUCACUGCCAGUAUUUGGCAAGUAAGGAAAAGCCGGGUGGUCAUGUAAGGUAACCAAACCUCAGACUCUAUUCUGUAGGCAUAAAAUAAAUUCUGUACUAUGUUGUCUCGUGAGAAAGUAACCUCCAUGGUACUAGUCAACAGGAGCAGGCUGUGUACUGGCACCACAUCUCAAAUUGUCCAUUCUCCCAUCAUCAUACAACAGCAUCACGGCACUACACCAUAUGCGCAUUCAUAGCCAGCACUAGGGACAGUUAGAAUUUAGAAGUUUAUGUGCAAGUAGCCCAAAUCGCACGAAUCAGAGAUGGCUUGCACCAGAAUAAGAUCAUCACCACCAUUCUUUCAUCCAUGGCUCUGGGGUCCCAAGUUCGAUUCCCAGCUGGGUAAGAGAAUUUCUCCACUGGAGGACUGAGAGUAGUGAUGUUAUCAUUUCAUUAUCAUCGAAGUGGAAGUCGCCGACGUGGCAUCAAACAGGAAAACUUGCUGUAGCUGGCUGAACUACCCCAAACAAGGGUCUCCUGGCCAAUAAUGCGAUGUGAUAAUUUUUCAUCAUUCUUUCAUGAGAAAUGACUGCAGCAAAUCAGGGAAAGUGAAAAUCGCAACAGAAAGUAUGCUUUGCAAUCUCUGUUAUUCUACUCUCUGAAGAAGGAAUAUUCCAGGCUCAAAUUGGGUUUGCUUUGGGUAUAGAACCGAAACAACCUCACCUCGCUUCAGACACUAGAAAGAGUUGCUAUCAUAAGCAAGGCAACGCCCUGUCUAUUUGUAGUCUCUUAGACAGUAGUGGCAAAUUUCUUAAACAACUUCCAGAGAGCUUUCGUUCCAGAAACAAUCCCAUAGGGUGUAGCUAAGUGAUUUGUCCAAAAUUAUCAUUUCUUCCAGAAGUCCUACCCCGCAAGGCAUUCAGGAGAACUGUGAAGUUUUGAAGGCAGCAGAGGGGUACUGGCGGAAGUAAAGAUGUAAAGGAUGUGAAACCAAUUUCUACUCACUUUUUCAAAACAUUUUGUGGGACGCUGUGUAUCAGCGAGCGAAAUGUGCUAAAUUAUUUCUCUAGUUGUGUUUUUUAUUUCAAUUUUGUUUGGUGCGACGAUUUUUGGAGACUGUGUGUGGAUAAACAUUACCUUCCAAGGUAUUUGAAAGCAAUGUUGGCGCACUUUCUGCCCAGCCAAAAGCUAUUCCGACAAAAUAGUUGUUAAGGAUAUUAUUAAUGUGCACUCAACAUGCUGUCUUUUAAAGGCACAGGUGAAGUGAUGUGAACUGCGGUGUAACUGACGUACAACUUUGUUUUUGUUGUUAAUUUUAGUUUUGUAUAGUAGUGCGAGUGUCACUGUCAACGAGGUUUACAUCGUAAUUUUAAGCAAGGUGCACUUUCUAUGUUAAUGAUUAGGUUAAGCAAUACAGAAAUAACUGGACAAAGUGUAUCGCAAUGUGAGAGACAACAGAAUGCCGAAUUAAUAAUGAAGUGUCUCAUCAGAUGAAUAUGAUAAGAGAUGUAGACAUCAAAAAUCAAAUACAAAUAACGGAAGGGUGGAAAAGAGGACUAAACAUGCCGAAACGUAGGACGUAAUGAAGGAAGAAUUAUAACAUACUGACAGCUGGCGGAAACGUUUGACAGAUUUACCACACAUAAAUGUUCCUUAAGUAUAGAAGUACCUGUUCUCUCAGAAACGAGAGAGUGUAAUUGUUUUUAGUCACCGUUCCUAUUGUUAAUGUUUGAAAUAAAAGUG
This is a messenger RNA of Schistocerca nitens (vagrant locust), 4524 nucleotides long. RefSeq names its product galactoside alpha-(1,2)-fucosyltransferase 2-like. Gene Ontology annotation, cellular component: membrane. Gene Ontology annotation, biological process: carbohydrate metabolic process. The record is from RefSeq and is a predicted model, not a curated record. The transcript has 6 exons. The coding region runs from base 456 to 1625 and encodes 389 amino acids. Lineage: Eukaryota; Metazoa; Arthropoda; Insecta; Orthoptera; Acrididae. Gene Ontology annotation, molecular function: galactoside 2-alpha-L-fucosyltransferase activity.